Molecule: messenger RNA, 1450 nt
Organism: Drosophila innubila
Lineage: Eukaryota; Metazoa; Arthropoda; Insecta; Diptera; Drosophilidae
Gene: Smyd5
Product: SET and MYND domain-containing protein 5
Exons: 4
Coding region: 55-1236 (393 amino acids)
Molecular function (GO): histone H4K20 methyltransferase activity; protein binding
Source: RefSeq, a predicted model, not a curated record
GCACGUGCAUAUUCAAAGAGCAUUUAAUUUGUUUAUGUGCAAAGAAGGAACGAAAUGAAUCAUUUUGAAAUUCAGGAAUUGCCCGGCAAGGGGCGGGCGAUGAUAGCCAGUAAAAGUUUUACAGUCGGUGAAAUUAUCUUUGAGGAGGAACCGUUUGUGUCGCAUCAGUUCUCAUGGAAUGCAGCCUAUGGAUAUGCGGCCUGUGAUCAUUGUAUGCGACCGCUAGAGACAUUGGUGGAGAAUGUGCGACGUCUUGCCAAUAACAACGCGGUCGCAGUGCCGCUGGUGGAACACGAUCCCACAACGCAAUGGCUGCCACAAUUCACGCAGUGUGCACGCUGCAAGGCGCGCUACUGCUCCGAGGACUGCUUGGUGGAGGCACAAAAGAAAUAUCAUCGUGUGUCGUGCAUGGGCGCCUUUCGUGCCGACGAUACGCAUCCCAUUAAUGUGCUGAAUGAGACGUGGAAGAAGAUGCACUAUCCUCCAGAGACGGGCACAAUAAUGCUAAUUGUGCGCCUGAUGGCCAUGUACCAACAGAGCAACAAUAAGCCUGAAUUUCUGGAGCAACUCCAAUCGUUUCAGGCAUUGAUUGUAAAUCGUGAACAGAAAAUCUAUCACAAGAUGUUGGGAGAGAACUUUGAACAGCAAAUGGAGCAACUGUUUGCCGCCUUUUGCAAUGCCUUCAAGGGCGAGGAGUUUGCUAUGUUCACCACACCGUAUGCAUUCAAGACACUGAUGGGCAUAUUGGGCACCAAUAGCCAGGGAAUUGCCACCAGCGUGUUGGCCCAGUGGGUUACCAAAGUAUCUGACUUGCCUCUACCUGAUGCAGACAAGAAACAACUGGACACCGUGAUCGACGAGCUAUAUGAAAAAGUCGGCGAUUUUGCUGGUGAAUUUCUGAACAACGAGGGCUCCGGCUUGUACAUUCUUCAGAGUAAAAUCAAUCACAGCUGUGUGCCGAAUGCUCAGUCAACGUUCCCUUACUCCAACGACAUAGUCGUACUCAAGGCCUUGGCUCCCAUUCAACAAGGAGAUGAGAUAUGCAUUUCCUAUCUGGACGAGUGCCAGCUGGAGCGAAGUCGCCACUCACGGCAUAAAACAUUGCGUGAAAACUACAUUUUUGUUUGCCAGUGUUCAAAGUGUAAGGCACAAUCCUGCGAUCCCGAUGUUACCAGCGACGAGGACGAGGAUGAUGAUGAAAUGGACGACUGCGAUGACGACGAUGAUAUGCAAUAAUUUAAACUAGCUUUCACUUUAUUCGUUAUUUUGAUUCUUUACCCUGUAAAGUGGGUAAUUUUGUACAUAUAAAUGAAUGAUUUAACUGUGCAAUUAUGUAAUUUUUUAAUGAGAUGAAGCAGCAAACAAAUAUCUCCCACGAUGAGCGACAAAUAAUUGACAUUCUUCGGUUUCCUCAUUCACAUAUAUGUGUAAUAUAUAUAUUAACAUACUU